AACGUUCGAGGUGCUGUUGGGUCCGAUUUUGUUCUUUUGUUUUUUUUUUUUUCUGGGGUUUGAGUUCGCGCAAGAUCAUUUACGAUGUAGUGCAGUGUAAUGUACUUUUCUAGGGUACUUUGAACGGUGGUAGAUCGAUCUUUAGAGUUCCAGACAAGCUAGGUGGACGAUGGUAUCGCAUCAUCAUCGCAUGGCCAUCGGAGUUGGGGAUACUUCGGCCGCGAUACACUUUCACAAUGCUGGAGGGAUGGAGGUUGAUCUGUCGGUCAUUGGUUCGGAAUAAAAGAGCUGAUGCCUAUCUGAUGAAGAUCCUGUUAUUGUAUCUUGGACCUACUCUACAUAAGAAUAGGCUGCCGUCAACGUGUCCAUCCAUCAUCAUCAUCAUCAUCAUCAUGACAGAUGUCCAGGUGUCCAGGUGUCCAGGGCUGCGAUGGCUACACUGCCUAUUGGCCAAUCAGACCACAUGGGCUGUCCCGUCUCUCCGUGCAAUGCUUACAAACCCGGGGAUGAGAGGACACGUACGGACUCGACUUCAGUGCUGCUGCAAAUACACCGAUCCAUCCUCUGCAGUCCACACGACGGAAAAGCUCACAAGAAUCAUGCUGAUUGUGAUAGCUCACUGGUGGCUGCCUCUUUUCCUUUCCCCGGCAGCAGAAAAGCCGUUAGAAUCCGCAUGUGCGUGUAUGUACUUUCGAAUGUGUGACUGAAGCAGGGCCGGCGGGCCACGCGGCUGCAAUCCGUAUCGGCGGCGUAUCCGUCCAUGCCCGCGCAAGGGCUUCUUCGCAUCUCCAGUCGCAGUCCCCACCCGCGGGGAUAAAUUGUGGAUGCCACAAAA
Aspergillus fijiensis CBS 313.89 is the source of this 835-nucleotide messenger RNA. RefSeq lists its product as uncharacterized. The record is from RefSeq and is a predicted model, not a curated record. The transcript has a single exon. Lineage: Eukaryota; Fungi; Ascomycota; Eurotiomycetes; Eurotiales; Aspergillaceae. The coding region runs from base 237 to 707 and encodes 156 amino acids.